AUGGUUGAACUUGUUCGAACCGCGUCGAACCUCCCGACUCACCAGGAACUGGAGCACCUUCUAGAGACGCUCCGCGGAUGUGGCCGCCAGGUAAGCUUUCGUGCGGAAGUGGCCAACACCAUGAACUUGACGAGGCUGGUAAACUCGGGCUGCCUGAUGCUGCACUACGCGGGCCAUGGCAACGGCGAGUACCUGGCCUUCGAAUCGACCACUGAGUGGAUGUGCGGGAUCAUGGAGCCUCUCAAGGUGGAAUAUCUAGAGAACCUGUUCCGGGUGGGUGGGAUCGUGCAGACGCAGCUGGUGUUCAUCGGCUCGUGUUCCUCGGAAGUGAGCGGUAACGUCUUCGUAGCGGCAGGCGUGCCGCACGUCGUCGCCGUCAAGCACAACUCGGGGGUAACAGACGGGGCGGCCCGGGAAUUCGCGACCGUCUUCUACGACGCGCUCAUCAAGCACGAGGUCACCGUGAAACGGGCCUUCGACACGGCGCUCAUCUGCAUCAACGCCCACCGCUGCCCACCCAAGCACGAGGAGGACCUGUUUCUCCUCCUACCCAAAGGCGAGGAGAAGUCUUUUGGCUGCUGUACCGCAGAGCGUUUAAGAUUGGGGCGGUUUCAGCACGCCCCGUUCCAGGAAGACCAGCCAUUCGUGGUUGAGCAUGUUGGUGGGAAGCUGGUAGACGAGACCCGCCAGGUGCCCCCCCGCCCCCCCUGCAAGAAGGCUGUGUCAUCCUACAUGGGUCUAGUGAGGGUCCAGUUCGUGGUCAGGUUGUUGCUGGACCCACAAACGGUGUGCGUAACCGUCACCGGCGAGCCCGGGUCCGGCAAGACGGAGCUGGCCAUCCAGGCCUGCGACUACGUGCGGGAGAGGCACCACUUCGAUUCCUUCCUGUGGGCGGACUGCGACAAGGCCGCCCUCGACGCCUGCCCCGAGACCUUCUUCGUCAUCCCAAACUCGCCCAACGGCGCGUCUGGAGACUCGGUCUCCUUGGAGGACCUCUGCCGGCUGAUCGGGGUCGCCAUCGGCAUGCCCCAGCCUGGACCGAGCACUGCGAAUGAGUUGCAUCAGUUCAUCUUCAAGAACCCCAACACCGAUUCGGGGCAGCCUUUCCAGAAAGUCCUACUGGUGCUGGACAAUGUCGACUCACUUUUCGAGCGGGACGAAGACGCCCAGGACCGUCUCGUACAUCUCCUGAGCGACCUCUGCUCCAUGGGCGGCGGAGGCCACCUGAAGCUUCUCGCGACGAGCGAGUACAAGCUGCUGAGAGGCAACGGGUACUUCCGCGGCGGCUCCGAGAUGGUGGCUACCGUCAAGCCUCUGAAGAUGCAGCACGCCUCCGAAUUGCUGAUGGACAACUCCCCGCGGGACUUGCAGCCGGAGGAGCUCGGUCUCCAGAGCGGUGGCUUCUCGAAAGCCGAUGUCGUGAGCGCCGUGGAGAAUCACCCGGUCCUCAAGGAGGUGUUGAAGAUUGCGGGGGGUCACCCGGGGACGCUGGUGCGGCUUGCUCCGGUACUCCUUCACGGGUCUCUGAACGACGCUCGCAAGCUGAAAGAGGUGGCGACUAAGUGCCGUGCGAGCUUCAGAGACAAAUCGUACCGGCAGAGAGGGCACCGACGCUCCGGCUCCUGCACUUCUGCAGGCAGCAGCAACGUCGCGAGAGAGUUGAGCGAGGCCGGCAGCUCCCUGGGCACAAGCGCCCCCACUAGUAGAUCCCCGCACGGUUCCCCUGCUCCGGCAACGCCUUCUCAGCGCCCGGCAAUGGGAAACGCAUUUAGCGAGGACGCCGGCCACCGGCGAGACCGGAGAUGCGUCUCCUUGAAUCGCACAAACAGUAGCAUCGACGGCAGCGGCGGAGGCGGAGGCGGGGCGGCGGCGGCGUGGGGAACACGCCCCACCCGGCCAUCGCCGCCGAUGCCAGACGAAGAAGACGGAGGGGAAGGCCGCCCGAGGCCCCACAGCGGUAACGUGGGGAGUCAUGGCAGCCUUGAACGGCAUGACUGGCUGCAGUCUUGUGUACACCAGUUAUCCCUGGAGCGCCAAGACGAAGUCAACGGGAUGCACCGCCGCCAGAUGCUGGCGCGGGAGGCGCUCGAAGAGCAGCCCGAACUUCCCCAGAUGAAUACGGAAAUGCAGCACGCCUGGGACAUGGCGGAGGCGGCCCGGGUCGAGCGAGGCAGUCGCCUCGUGUGGGCCAAUGCCACUUCGUACAUGGUGGAUGACCGGCGACGAAACAAGGGCUGCGGCGGUGGGGGGUGGGGCGUGGGGGGGCGCUUGAAGUUGGGGGAAGCCGUGCCGUUGAAGUACCUCCUGGAGAGCCUACGGUGGCAUCUGGAUGUACGGAUGACUGUCCCUUGCAGCAGCAGCAGCGGCGGCCGCCACGACCCCUUGGAAGGUACCCAUUACACCUAUCUCGAUGAUGGGGAGGAGGUUGACUUCGAGGAAGUCGAGGCUGACGACCACGACGCGGAGGAUGAGGAGGACCAGGAGCGGGCGGCAGGGGAGGGGAGAAGGACCGGAAACAGGCGCAUGAGGCCGAUGCGUCACGCCACGCGCGUCUUGGAUGAGCGACAGUUGGGCUUCAUCCGCAGCAUCCUUCGCAAGAAUCAGAAGUUGGCCAAGGCCGAGGCAAACACGCAGGAUAGCACGGCGUGCGAGUUGGACGGUCUUGAGGACCCUAUCUCGGUCGGAACGUUCUCGCGGUUCUCGCAGUGGUGGACUCCACUGAUGGUGACGCUGGGGAACAUCAGGAACGACUGGGCGAGGAUUUGGCCCAUCAGGGUGCAUGGGUUCAUCGGCAGGCACGAGGCGCAGGCGCUGCUCAGGAUGAAGCCCACGGCGUUCUUGCUGAGGUUCAGUGAGAGACACCCCGGGAAGCUGGUCGUCAGCCGCGCGUGUCAUCACCACUCCCUCGUGGAGGUGACAGAGGGAGGCCAGUGCUUCAUGGAGGUUGACAAACGGGGGACCAGGCGCAAGUACGAAUCGCUGCACGACCUCGUGACUCAGAACUCGCUGCUCAGGCAGCUCUACCCGGACAUCCCGAAGGAGCAGGUCUUCAAAGGAAAAGCUCCAGCGGCGCCAGAAACAGAGACAGAGGGGACACCGGAGGCGCCAAGAGGAAACGGUUACGGGUGGUGUGCCACAAGUUGAGGCUUCCAACACUAAACGGUGUUGGGAGGGCGACGGCGCUUCUUUUGUUGCCCCCCCGUAGGAGUGGCAAGCAAGAACAACAUUCAAGUGCUAGACUAGUUUACGCCGAGGUAAUGCCGCCAUUCUACUGCCGACGCAGAGGCAGGAAUUGUGUCUGGCGCGCAAUGUAUAUGAGGGUUGCCGGCGACGGUUCGAGCCCGAGUCGUGUGUUAAUUUAAUUUGGUUGUUUUCUCUCGUCGGCACGUGCUGAUAACCGUGGCAACGAGAAGGGGUAUUUGUUCGAGUUUGACGAGAAGUCGGGGCCUUUCGCAACAACGGCUGACGAUGACACGUGUCACUGGGAAACAGCACGUUGUUUCUAGUAUAGAUAGGUGAUAGUUUGGAUGCACGUGCUAUGCGUAAGCAUGAGCAUGCGCUUUUGCAGAAGAUCAGCCUGUUCACAGCCGGAGUGUGCCAGUCUUGCCUCCUUGCGUGAAAAGCCCCCUAAUAUUUGAUACCCUAGUCUUGCGAGGCAGAUUCCCAUCCAUGCGGCCGGGAAACCGAUGGAAAAGGGGGGUUGUUCGCUCGCUCUUGUGUGGGUUCGUAACGCUUCAGUUAAUCUCGAAGAAACGCACGUGUUGUCCUAACGUCUCAACCUGCGAGAGUACAAGCAAGGGUAUGUCGAGCAGCAUUUUUUUGUUCAGCUGGUGUUGAUAAUUCGCUGUAUCCGGAAGCAAAGCACAGAGGGCAUGAUGAGUGGUGCAUCUGAGUGUGUUGCGUCAUACAUGCGGUGUUGCCUGAGAGUUGAGACACCCUUGCCAGUGGCCCGUCGAUUCACGCGUUUGAAAGCAGAGUGUCUUAAGCUCGAUAUUUUUUGGAUACUUCCUCCGUGACUGUUGUUGCCAAGGUUACAUUGUUCCUUUUGUUUUCACUUGACCACGAUCACAACGUUUACUUUUUGGUGGGUAUUGUACAUGUUCGUUGCGUUGGUCUGUUACAAUAUUUUUGUUGUUGCAAUACUUUGUUGCGCCCAAUGGCUCGUUGCGCGGAGGGUAGUCUCUUCUUGUUGCCUGUUGGUGUGGUUAAAGUGCUCCUGCGUCCUCCCUGCAUGCAUGUGUGCAAUGAGCAAAAGGAGGGCAGCAAGCCUCAAAAUGUCUUCUCACCACCCCGCGAUCUCGGUAACGGUUGCUUUAAGCCCCCUCCCCCUUUGUUGAGUUCGCGUUGCCCCUCCCACACAUCCUAAGAAUCCGAGGCGUAGGUUCACGUGACUCGAUACAUUGUUCUAGCAGCAGAUCCGAACAAAUUGCCAUGAAUUUGGGUGCCGUCAUUUGUUUCGCUCAGUAUCGCUGAAGUCCCACGUGGGUGAUGGCGGGGGUGUACUCCUAGUCGUGGAUGCCGUGUCGUUAGACCAUUGACC
Messenger RNA from Ectocarpus sp. CCAP 1310/34, 4540 nucleotides. Lineage: Eukaryota; Phaeophyceae; Ectocarpales; Ectocarpaceae. The record is from the annotation of a GenBank genome assembly.